AUCUCAGCAAGGCAGUGUGGGAGCCAGGAAGAGAGACGGCGUUUGACGCAACUCAAUGGGGGCUGGAGGCUCAUCUGAAAACACUGUGAGACCUUCGGCCGAGACUGAGCCAACCCUCGCAUCACAGGUCCACAAUCUCCAAGAACUACGGCGCAGUGCUUCAUUGGCCACCAAGGUCUUUGUGCAGCGGGACUACAGUGAUGGCACCAUCUGUCAGUUCCAGACCAAAUUUCCUCCUGAGCUGGACAGCCGGAUUGAGCGGCAACUUUUCGAGGAGACAGUGAAGACCCUCAACAACUUCUAUGCAGAGGCUGAGAAAAUUGGGGGCAGCUCCUAUCUGGAGGGAUGUCUGGCUUGUGCCACAGCCUAUUUCAUCUUCCUUUGCAUGGAGACCCACUAUGAGAAGGUUCUGAAGAAGAUCUCCAAGUACAUCCAGGAGCAGAAUGAGAAAAUCUAUGCUCCACGAGGGCUAUUGCUGACUGACCCAGUGGAAAGGGGCAUGCGGGUUAUCGAGAUCUCCAUCUACGAAGAUCGUUGCAGCAGUUCCAGCUCAGGCAGCUCUACCAGCACCCCCAGCAGCGCUGGGGGUGGCGGCGGGGGAGCCGGUGGUCGGUGACUGGCACAGAGUCCCGGCAGGGACUUGUACUGCCGGGACGACGGUGUCUCCGAGAUCCGCAGGCUGCGCUAUCAGAGCACCCGCUUCUGAGCUCCCCCAGGGGGGUUGGGACGCCAGCGGGGAGUGUUGCGACGCCCCUGGGGUUUGCAACAACCAGCGAGGGCAAUGUCCUCCUUAGGGGAUGCUUGGCCUGGCCCUGGCCCCAAAGGAGAGAGAUCCCUCCCUGUGGCUGAGGCCUGGAGACCCUGGGCCACUGAUACUUCCUGUGGACUCCUGGGGAUGCUGGGGACAACCCCUCCCCCAGAUGCCCAGAUGUGUCAUUACCUUUGACGUCCUGAGCUGUAGGUGCAUCAUCCUGAUUGACUAUGCCCCUCUUUCUAAUGGUGAAAGGACCAGCAGAGAAAGAUCAGGCCAGGAUGGGGAGGUGGGCUGGGCUGGGCUGAGAGGAGUUGUGUGUUCGAGACCCUGUUGCAGUCCUUUCCCUGAUCUCCAUCAUUCAGUUGCCUCCUCAGUUGGCAGCUGACAUGCCUUCCCAGCACCUAUCUUUGCCUGCCGCUCUGCAUGCCACGCUCUCUGGGCACGUGAGGCAUGUCCAUAGUGCUGUGUGUGUGUGUGGGUGGGUGCUCCUUGCAGGCACCUGCACCCUCUCCUAUACCUAUAGUGUGGGUGCCUGUCCUGGCAAAGGCCUGCCAGUAUGGCUUCUUUGCUUGGGCACACUAAGGAACUUGCCCUUUGCUCUGGUUCCUUUCAGGGCAUCAGAAGGGCAAGGGGAUCCUAUGGAGCCAGGGGGGGGGGCGGUA
Messenger RNA from Elgaria multicarinata webbii, 1416 nucleotides. RefSeq names its product golgin A7 family member B (gene GOLGA7B). Bases 56 to 616 code for a protein of 186 amino acids. NCBI's taxonomy places the organism in Eukaryota, Metazoa, Chordata, Lepidosauria, Squamata, Anguidae. The transcript has 5 exons. The record is from RefSeq and is a predicted model, not a curated record. Gene Ontology annotation, biological process: peptidyl-L-cysteine S-palmitoylation; protein targeting to membrane. Gene Ontology annotation, cellular component: palmitoyltransferase complex.